Messenger RNA from Chilo suppressalis (striped riceborer), 5435 nucleotides. The record is from the annotation of a GenBank genome assembly. Lineage: Eukaryota; Metazoa; Arthropoda; Insecta; Lepidoptera; Crambidae.
GACAUAACGUGACGUUGACAUUGUAAUAGUGGGGUACGAAAAUACAAAAUAGAACUUAAUCACUGAAUAAAAUAUUUUGUCUGCCAUUUGAAUCAAUGUAAUAAUAUACUAUGUCACGGUAAUGCAUAUAAUCACAUUUAACCAUGUCUGAUGAAACUACAGAGGAACGUCAGGAUAAUGAACUAGCGGCUUUACAGGCUAUUUAUGGUGAUGAUGUAACCGACAACCGACAAAACUUGCCCUGGAAAAUAUGGAGACCUUUAGAUAUUAUGCUGAAGUUGAAUCCACUGCAUAACUCAGAUUUGAAGGAUGUGGAUUGCUAUAUCACCCUGCAUAUUGAAUGCUGUCCACUGUAUCCUGAUAGACCGCCAAAAAUAGCCAUAGACAAAAUUCAUGGAUUGUCCAUAGAGAAUGGGAAUAAAUUAUUAUCAGAACUGGUGACUUUGGCAUCUCAGCAUUGUGGAGAAGUUAUGAUCUUCGAAUUAGCCCAACAUGCUCAGCAAUUCCUCCAUGAUCAUCAUAAACCAAUAUUUUCUUUCCAUGAAGAAAGGUUGAUUCAUCAAAAAGAGAUGGAACAGCUGAAACAACAAGAUUUACAGAGCAAAACAAGUGAGGAGCGCCAAAAAAUGAAAGAUGAGAUAGAGAAACGCAAGGAAAUGCUCCGUGAUGCCGACAAAAGGGUACAUCGGUCGAGCACAAGCCAGGAGAAUAGCAACCACAGUCACGGCGACGCCCCAGAGCUGGUAUAUUACGCAGACAUUAAAUUGUCACCAACGAAGAAGACGCACAGAAUCAAAACGCAAGCUGUGUGCACGUGCAACUUGAAGCGAUUGCAAGUGCUCAGGAUCGCGCAAAGAAACAACAGAAAAGUCUACAUCGGCAACUGUUUAGGGCAUUCAUCCAAUGGUGCUACCACUUACCUAGCGAUAGACGAAACGGGUGAACGACUGAUCGCAAAGAAAUGGACCAUAUCCGCAGUAUCAGACUUUCAAACGAUUCAGCAUUACCAUCAGAUCAAGAACAUCAUACAGCAAGAGCUCAACAUCUUAUCCCGAUUAAAACACCAAUCUCUAGUGCCAUAUAUGUACAUGGAAACAGUGAAGGAAACCAAAAGACCUGAAAAGCAAUCGUACUAUGUGUUCAGAGAUUUUGUUAACGGAUGUUCGUUGAAAUAUCUUUUGAGUUUGUGUAAAUUCAGUGAUAAGUUUGAAGCGUUGAAACUGUUGAGGACAGUGGGUGUGGGGGUUUUUGAGGCUUUGAAGGAGCUACACAGUGUAAGUGUUAUGCAUAGAGAUUUGAGGAGCGAAAACGUGUUUGUGGACGUUUCUGGGGUAGUCAAGUUGGUCGGUGCCGGAUUAGAUGCGAGGCUGGCUGAGAUUCACGAAGGCGAUAGCUAUUGUAACAGACAAACUCAGGCGCAGGAUAUCUGCGCAGCAGCGCAACUACUUCUAUCCAUCCUUAGCCAUGAAGGAACCAUACACGAAGUUCCAACAGACCUACCAGGCACAGCCAAAGAUUUUUUCUCAAGAUGUUUAACCGAUGACGAACAUUCCCAAUGGACGGCGGAACAGUUGGUGAACCACAUAUUCCUCGUGGAUCAGCCAGUCCAACAAUCUAGCAGCAAACAGAAGGACGAAGGCAGCGGCUCCGAGGAUGAUGAGCAGGUGAAGAAGAUUUAUAACAUCAGCCCUCCGACGGAUGGUCAUUCGAGGUUAAAGGUUGAAUUCGAAGUCCUCACUUGGCUCGGAAAAGGUGCCUUCGGUGAUGUCGUUAAGGUCAGAAACAAACUGGACGACGGUUUCUACGCCAUAAAACGGAUCAAACUUAACCCCGAGAGCGUCCAACUAAACAAGAAGAUCACUAGAGAAGUCAAACUGCUCUCCCGUCUAAAUCAUGAGAACGUGGUGCGAUAUUAUAACGCGUGGAUAGAAUCUACCCUGGAAGCACCAGAGAACGAAGAAUCCAGCACUGUGAAGUCACCAACGAAGAAGAAACCCGGCGAUAGCCUAGAACAAGUCGUUGCCAAAUUAGGCGAAGUGAAAGUGGAAUGGUCUAUAUCAGAGAACGUAACCCAAGCCCGAUCGUCGGACAGCGAGGAUGAUGAUGAAGAAGAAGAUGAUGAUGAUGACGACGACUACGACGAUGAUGAUGAGCAGUUAUAUGUUAAAAGGGUCAGAUCCAUCAUGGGACCAGAUGAGUCGAGCAGCGGCAUAGAGUUCGAAGGUGGCUCCAAUCAAUCAGAGACAAUACCUUCAGAAGACGUCCCCGAUACUCCAAGACCACAAUCGGGCCGCUUACACCAAGUGUUAUUCAUACAAAUGGAGUUCUGCGAGAAACAUACCCUUCGUCAAGCCAUAGAUAGCGGAUUGUACCAAGAACAUUUUAGGGCUUGGAGGCUUUUCAGAGAAAUUGUGGAAGGAUUAGCCCAUGUUCACCAAAAGGGAAUGAUACACAGAGAUCUGAAGCCGGUCAACAUAUUUUUAGACUCCAAUGACCAUGUCAAGAUUGGCGAUUUUGGCUUGGCGACGAAGGCUUUGGGACUACCGGUUGAUGAAAAAGCCAAGCAACAAGAAGAAAUCGGAGGAUCUCUUACUGGUCAAGUCGGCACAGCUCUGUAUGUAGCCCCAGAGCUCCUACAAUCAGUAGGCAAGGUGAUAUACAACCAGAAAGUGGACAUUUACUCCCUCGGCAUAAUUCUCUUCGAAAUGUUCCACCCGCCGAUCAGUACUGGCACAGAGAGGAUCGUGGUGCUGACAGACUUGAGGAGCAAGGACAUCAUUAUGCCCAAAUCUUUUGAGACAGAAGAGAAUGCUAAACAAAUACAUGUCAUCAAAUGGUUACUGAAUCACAAUGCUAGCCUUAGGCCGACUUGUGUAGAACUUUUAGCAAGCGAGCAUGUACCGAGGCCUGUCCCAGAAGGAGCCUUAUCCGGAUUAUUAGCUCAUACGCUCAAUGAGCGAAAGGCUAGGGCUUAUCAGCGCCUCAUCGCGGCGUGCUUAGACCAAAGGCUGUCCGUGGCAGAAGACAUCACGUACCACGGUGAAGUCAAGACCAAACCUAUGGAUGUAUUGGAGUCGCUCAAGGAUAUUGUCGUUAGGGUAUUCAAAAGCCACGGUGCCAAAGAAUUCUGCCCGCCGCUGUUGAUGCCUCGCUCCAAGUGCUGGGACCAACAUCCGAACGCGGUCAAAGUGAUGACCGCUUCGGGCGCGGUAUGCCACUUACCUCACGACCUUAGGCUGCCGUUUGCCAGGCAUAUAGCGUACUCGGGCAUUAAAUACAUGCGUCGCUACAUAGUCGACACAGUUUACAGAGAGAAACACGUACUAGGCUUCCAUCCCAGAGAGAUUAUAGAGUGCGCCUUCGACAUCGUCACACCGAAGACUGAAUCCUUGUGGUCUGACGCGGAGUUGUUGAUGGUGGCGUAUCGUUGUGCCAGUUCCCUCAAAGUGAUAAUACACUUGAACCACACGGAACUGCUUAGAAUCCUGCUUUUAUCUUGCGGAGUGCCGUCGGACAAACAUGCAGAUUUAUACCCGGUACUGGUCGACGUCAGAUUCGGUCGCAUAACAAGUCUCCAGCUACAGACUCAUCUAACAUCCCUCUGUGUCACAAAACGUGACGUUUCCAAUUUGAUCCGUCUAAUGGAAGCCGAUGUGCCCGUAUACGAAGUUAAAGAACUCGUGACGUCGCUGGUGAAGCAAGCCAAGUGCGCCAAGAUAGUGAGGCAAGCCAUCACGGAACUUGAAGCGGUCUACAACAAUGCCAAAGCUUUGGGAUGCGAUUGUCCAAUGACAGUGGCGCCGUUUCUAGCGUACAACGCGACGCAGCACCGCGGUGUAUUCUGGCAGAUGUCCGUAGUGAGACAACGAGACCACAAACCGAACAAGUAUCGAUCCUGUGACGUCAUCGCAGCUGGAGGCAGGUAUGAUGUGCUGGUAGAAGAGUUCUGGAAGGUAGCGAACGAAGACACAGACUUGAAGUGUACCUCUGUCGGCUUUUCUCUCUCCUUGGAGAGGAUGGCGGCCAUUUUGAAGAAAAUGGAAACCGAAUUAAUGUCUCCUAUUAAAAGUCUUGAGUCUACUCUAGUAUGUGUAUGCGUUUGGGGAACGGCCGGUAACGGAAAAGACGGUCAUUUAGCCUCAAGCCGGGCUCAGUUAUUGAAGAGACUGUGGGCAGAAGAUGUGAACUGCUGUUCUUGGCCGUCCAGCAAUGUGGAUGCAUACGUCCACGAAAUAAGCAAAGCGGGAAUGGUUCUACUGCUAGAAGAUGCUGCUGUUAGAGUCAUGUGCUGGAACAACGAUAGAGUGCGGGAACACAAAGUAUCCUAUUUCGACGCGGUAGACUUCGUCAAGCAAAAGUUACAACCGGCUACAAUAAGAUCUCCUGAGGGUGUCAAUAACAGAACGAUCAGCUGCAACGAAAACGAUAAGUCGAGCAGCCCCAACAUUUCUGUCACUUUCAUCACUGCCAGUGAGAAAAUGACCAAGAACUCCAAGAGGAAUUGCGAAAAUCCAAUCAACACGCAGAUUACGUCGUUGCUAGUCAACUUGGGUCUACAGAGUGUAAUGGGCCGGAUUAAAGUGCACGUGCUUGCUCUGUCUUGCGAGGCUUCUUGUGUGCGAACGUUGGCGUCCCAUCUCACCGCACCGCUGCAUUCUGAUGACUUGGCAACCGCUUUCAAACCAGUCUUCAAUAGUUUCCCCAAGUGCCAGAAAAUUCUAGAAGAAGCUAUGAACCAGCUGGAAAUACUUGCCAAGCAAAGUAAUCAAAGUAGGUCAUCCGACGAGACGCAACUGUACGCUUUGUAUUCGAUACCAGACUCUCUAUGUCGACUUAUCACUUAGUAUUAGAUUUUUAUUUCUGUAACUAGCGCUACAAUUAAUCUAAUGACGCGAUUACACUUGGUCUUUAGCCCGAAUAAGAGUGCCAAUGGAAUUCGGGUAAAUGGCUAAGUGUAAAUGAACAGAGUCGAGUGCGCCCGUAUUCGGGUAGAUUUUCUUUUGUUCAUCCGACACCUUCUUCCAGCCCGUAUUCCAGUGUAAAUAUUGCUUCGGGUGCCCGAAUUCGAGUAAUGUCCUUCGUGCACCCGAAUACAGACUAAAUACCAAAUGUAAUUGUGGUAUAAAUUUAAAUAUAGGUACUGUGUUUGUAGUUUCCAUUAUUAUGGUUUUCAAGGAAUUGUGAGCGUUUUCGAAAUAGAACAGUUAUGUUUGAGCAGUUUUUUUUUUAUAAUUUAUUCACGACCAUGGAUACAAGUCCUUCAGUCGUAUAUUAAUCUUCUUUUUUUUACAUUAGAAUGUCGGUGUGACGCAUUCUAUUGUUUCUUGGAGUGUUUAGCACGAAAUGUAUGGAGUUGGUUUUUUCGAUAAGCUUCUGUGAGGUAUAGCCCAGUCGGAAUAAACAUGAGACCUAUUCUAAGACACCUGCGCUGAGCC